CAGUGACUGGGGAGGGAUCUUCAGCACAGCAUGUGUGUGAAGGUGGUUCUGAGGAGGACAGCUCCCGACAUCUCUGCCGUGCCACAACCCAACUAGCGAUCCCGCGCGAGUGGGACGGGUCAGCGUCCGCGCACGACCCCGAACCUGCAGGUUUGGCUCUGUCAUGGCCUCCUCCCCUCCUCAUAAGUGAGCAUUAUGGAUUAGUGGAGGGAGGCGACUGUAAAUCCCCACUGUUGUGCUGAUCUGAAUUUAAACGCUGGACAGAUAAUUUGUCUUUUGAAGAGAGUAGCAGGCGAGCCGGGACAAUGGAUACGAACAUGCGCAAAUUUACAGUGAGAAGAUGGUUUUCCGUGUACCUGCGCAGAAAGUCGCGAUCCAAAAGCUCGAGUUUAUGCAAACUAGAGGAUGACAGCAUCUUAAAGGAGUUUGAUAUCAGCCAUCAUGUGAAAGAGGGCUUUGAGAAAGCAGACCCGUCACAGUUCGAGCUGCUCAAGGUGUUGGGUCAGGGCUCCUAUGGAAAGGUGUUCUUGGUGAGAAAAAUCAGAGGUUCAGAUACAGGACAACUCUAUGCCAUGAAGGUCUUGAAAAAAGCAACACUUAAAGUGCGGGACAGAGUGAGAUCGAAAAUGGAGCGAGACAUUCUUGCAGAAGUGAAUCAUCCCUUCAUUGUCAAACUCCACUAUGCCUUUCAGACAGAAGGAAAGCUGUACCUUAUAUUGGACUUUCUCAGAGGGGGAGAUCUUUUCACACGCCUCUCCAAAGAGGUAAUGUUUACCGAGGAAGAUGUGAAGUUCUAUUUGGCUGAGCUGGCCUUGGCUUUGGAUCAUCUUCAUAGUCUGGGCAUCAUCUACCGUGAUCUUAAACCAGAGAACAUUCUCCUUGAUGAAGAGGGCCACAUAAAGGUCACAGAUUUUGGCCUGAGCAAAGAGGCAAUCGACCAUGACAAACGAGCGUACUCCUUCUGCGGGACCAUCGAGUACAUGGCCCCAGAGGUGGUCAACAGGCGAGGUCACACUCAAAGUGCUGACUGGUGGUCCUUCGGCAUCUUAAUGUUUGAAAUGCUGACUGGAUCCCUGCCAUUUCAAGGCAAAGACCGCAAAGAGACAAUGGCACUUAUUCUCAAGGCAAAACUCGGCAUGCCGCAGUUCCUCAGCCCAGAAGUCCAGAGUUUACUGCGGGCCCUUUUCAAAAGAAACCCUUCCAAUAGAUUAGGCGCAGGACCUGAUGGAGUGGAAGAAAUCAAGCGGCAUAUAUUUUUCGCAACAGUAGACUGGAAUAAAUUGUACAGACGAGAAAUCAAGCCUCCGUUCAAACCAGCAGUGGGCCGACCAGAGGACACAUUCCAUUUUGAUCCUGAGUUUACGUCCCGCACGCCGACAGACUCACCCGGAGUUCCACCCAGUGCUAACGCACACCAGCUCUUCCGCGGCUUCAGCUUUGUGGCCUCUAACCUGGGUCAAGAACAGCCACUGGUCGAGACCAAGCAAAACUCUGUUAACCCCAUUGUACAGCAACUUCAUGGCAACAAUAUUCAUUUUACUGAUGGCUAUGAGUUGAAGGAGGAUAUCGGCAUUGGAGCGUAUUCGGUCUGCAAACGUUGUGUCCACAGAAUCACCAGUGUGGAGUAUGCUGUCAAAAUUAUUGACAGAGCCAAGAAGGACCCGUCUGAAGAGAUCGAGAUUCUUCUGAGAUACGGCCAGCACCCAAACAUCAUUACUCUGAAAGAUGUCUAUGACGACGGCAAGUUUGUGUAUCUGGUGAUGGAGCUGAUGAGAGGAGGAGAGCUGCUGGACCGGAUCCUGCAGCAGAAGUGCUUCUCAGAGCGCGAGGCCUCAGCUGUGCUCUGCACCAUCACCAAGACUGUGGAGUAUCUGCAUUCACAGGGGGUUGUGCAUCGAGACUUGAAGCCCAGUAACAUCCUGUAUGUCGAUGAAACAGGCGACCCAGAGUCCAUCAGAAUAUGUGAUUUUGGGUUUGCCAAACAGUUAAGGGCUGAAAAUGGUCUGCUCAUGACACCGUGCUACACUGCAAACUUUGUCCUGAAGAAACAGGGAUAUGAUGCGGCCUGUGAUAUCUGGAGCCUGGGAAUCUUACUGUACACCAUGCUGGCAGGUUUCACGCCCUUCGCUAACGGCCCUGACGACACACCAGAAGAGAUCUUGGCUCGUAUUGGCAGUGGGAAAUUUGCCCUGUCAGGAGGCAACUGGGACACGGUGUCUGACGCAGCCAAGGACAUUGUAACUAAAAUGCUGCAUGUGGACCCUCAUCAGCGGCUGACGGCACCUCUUGUUCUCAGACAUCCCUGGAUAGUGAACCGCGAUCAGUUAUCUCAGAGCCAGCUGAUCAGACAGGAUGUGCAACUGGUGAAGGGGGCGAUGGCUGCCACAUACUCUGCUUUGAAUCGGUCACCUCAGGCACCAAAACUGGAGCCAGUGCUUUCUUCCUGUCUGGCUCAGAGGAGAGGCAUGAAAAGACUCACAUCCACUCGUCUAUAGCACUCCAGCCAGACACAUGAGCUUCUGCAGCUUUAAGAAAUGUCGGAGCGCGCAGGCUUCGGACAAGGCACCAGGCGACCGCCAAAGCAUCCAGAGCAGAGAGGAAAAAUUGGAUUGACCUCAGAGUGUCAGAGCAAUCUCCAAAGAGUGAAAAAAUGAUCUGCCAAGAGUUCUGCUGAUGUCAAGAGAUUGAUGAGGGCCAGAUGCAAACAUCACAGCUGUCAGGGCUCAAAAACAGCUCUUUCAGAGCGUGACGUGUUGUGUGUGUGUGUGUGUGUGUGUGUGUGUGUGUGUGUGUGUGUGUGUGUGUGUGUGUGUGUGUGUGUGUGUGUGUGCGUGCCAUCCCUGUCAAUUUCGGGAGUGUGCAUCAUGAAGUGUUUAGUUUUAAUGGUGCAGACCACAGUUAUUGUUCCCAAACUGUGUGCAGUCGGUUGAAAAAGCCAGUCGUUCAUAAAAGUUGCUACUACUUGCUGCAGACACUUCAGUUAGAGCCAUGUAGAAGUUAGUAGAUGAUGCUUUGGUCUAUCAUGGUGACAGUGCUGCACCUUAAGCUACGUACCAGCAUCUUUUGAACAAGCAUGCCAUGUACAGUAUGUAUUUUUAUGACAAACGAAUGGUUCUAACAUGCUAGUGAAAGCACAAAGAGCAUUGUUCAUGUUGUUUUUGGUUUACUAGUAACCUUCUUUAAUGUUUUGGUCUUGUGUAAUGGUGAGGCUACAGAAAACAGAUGUUUUUAAUUCUGUUUAAUUCUAUUUUUCCAUCUUGUGUAUUUGCACCACAUUGGUUUUAAAUUAUUUAUUUAUAUAUUUAUGAAUCAUUUUGUUGAUAUGCACGUUUAUUUACAAUUCUGUUUAAUUAUUUAAAUAUUUAUGUGUUUAUUAAAGAUAUCCGGUACCUUUUUUAUCUAUUUGUUUUUAAGUGACCUUUAUGCAUCAACACCUAAACCUAAACAAGUGCCACACCUUUGCACUAGAUUUACUGAAUGAUGAUAAAGAAAUAAAAUAAAAACUUUAAAGAAUAGAA
Messenger RNA from Cyprinus carpio (common carp), 3518 nucleotides. Its product is annotated as ribosomal protein S6 kinase alpha-2-like. The record is from RefSeq and is a predicted model, not a curated record. The transcript is spliced from 21 exons. Gene Ontology annotation, molecular function: magnesium ion binding; ATP binding; ribosomal protein S6 kinase activity. Gene Ontology annotation, biological process: intracellular signal transduction; protein phosphorylation. NCBI's taxonomy places the organism in Eukaryota, Metazoa, Chordata, Actinopteri, Cypriniformes, Cyprinidae. The coding region runs from base 306 to 2495 and encodes 729 amino acids.